Messenger RNA from Dufourea novaeangliae, 3588 nucleotides. It is a transcript of the gene ovo, whose product is annotated as protein ovo. Gene Ontology annotation, biological process: epidermal cell differentiation; regulation of transcription by RNA polymerase II. Gene Ontology annotation, molecular function: RNA polymerase II cis-regulatory region sequence-specific DNA binding; DNA-binding transcription factor activity, RNA polymerase II-specific. NCBI's taxonomy places the organism in Eukaryota, Metazoa, Arthropoda, Insecta, Hymenoptera, Halictidae. Gene Ontology annotation, cellular component: nucleus. The transcript is spliced from 10 exons. The record is from RefSeq and is a predicted model, not a curated record. The coding region runs from base 1 to 2847 and encodes 948 amino acids.
AUGCCGAAAAUCUUCCUGAUCAAGAACCGGCUGCACCAGCAGCAGCUCAGGCUGCUGGAGGCGCAACACCUUGGGAAGAGCCCGCCGCCAUGCAGCGGCAAGGAGAGCCCGCUAGGCAGCUCCGAGCCCCUCAGUCUUAUCGUCAAUAAGCACCAAUAUCGCGAGAAAACGGACGACGAUCGCGCGACAACCCCGGAGUCGUUACGCAGCACAAGCCCAGCCUCGUCGCCGCCCCCGCAGUGGCAGUCGAGCGUCACGCCCAGCAACACACCCCCGAGACGAUUUAUCUCGAGCAUCCUCGGCGGCGACGUGCCGUACGGUAGCAGGGGUCACGUGUUGACAAGGGCGGAACGUAAAGAGUACAGCAGCCCGCCGAUCGCGCCCUCGUCCAGCGAUGCUUCUUCGCAAUUUCUCGCGAAAUCGGAGAAGCUGGUGCUGCCGAGACCGACCACCCCGCCAAAGACACCGCGAGUCGAGCCCCCCACCAGGGUCUCGGUCAUCCAGAGGGUUCCGCCGCAGAGCCAAUCAACGUCCAGGCGAGAGGACAAGGUUGAGGUGCCGCAGACUCAGGAACCGGAACAGGAGCAGCCUAUCGACUACGCGGUGCCGAAGAGAAAGGAGGAGGACGAGGAACGAGGCCGCGAGGGCGCGAAGGUCUCCCGUACAAUAGGCAAUUCGAUCGCUAGGCCUUUGCUGGCGAUGAGACUCUCCGGUCCUCAGGUGGUCCACGCGGCCGCUGGCCACGGUAGAUCGUCGAGUUCCGGCAACAACGGCGGUUCUGGGUCCAGCGGUGGUUCCGGUGGUUCCGGGAACACUUCGUCGACGAAUUCAGGCGGUAGCGGCGGCUACUGUGGCGGAGGAGGCGCGGUCACGGGGGGCAGCGGGGGCGGCGGAGCCGUGGGUGGAGGCGCCGGCGGCGGUGGAAUGAAUCCAGGCGGGAACGGAGGACGUGGGAACUAUGGACCGAGCUCGCCGCCCACCGGCUCGUUGCCACCCUUCUACGAAUCCCUCAAGGGCGGCAACAAUCUCGCCAAUUUCGCCAAUCAGUACAACAGCACGCAAGGAAACGGCUACCUGACCCCGUCGCCGACGGUCGGUAUGGAAUGCGACACCGGUCAACAGGACGUGAAUUCCCAGCACUCGCAGUACAACGCCCAAGAAGGGAAACAGUACUCCCUUCUGCAGAACGUGUGCGCCACCUAUGGUCUGACGUUGAAAGAGGAAGAGGAUCUGUCCCCGUACAAGAUCCAACCGAACGAUCUAUUGUCGGGACAAUACGGCGCCUACGACAUGACCGACACCGGUAUGAUGGUGGACAUGGUGACUGGAGCAGUGGUGGAUCCUCUUCAGUUCACCGCCACAUUGACCUUCAGCUCGCCCUCCGAUCACACAGCGUUGCUCGAGAGUCUCAGCGACGCGGCGGAUCUGUUUCUGCCGAGGUUACCAGCCGAGGACGGCGGUAACGAUCUGCUCGAGGAAUCGUUGCACUCGCCUGCCUCGGCCGGAAGCGGAAUCGGCCAGGACGCAGCCGGUCAGAUGACCACUCCAGUCGAACCGAGCGUCGAUCCUUUCCCAGAGCACAGCAUGGCCCUGACCAGGGGUUUCGAUACCACGAGGCACUACACGGCAGCUCCUCAACAUUUCAGCACCUCUAAACUGGGCCUGAGCUACACGACCGAGUCGGGCUAUCAGUCGGUCGGUAAGGAACGUCCGGAGCUCGGACUCCACAUCAACCAGAAUCACCAGCACCAGCCGGAGCCGCAGCUGCAGCAGCUCCAGAUACAGGUGCAGCUGCAGCAACAACAGCAACAGCAGCAACAGACCACCGCCGCUUCACCCCAUCAGCAACAACACCAGGGGUUGCUCAGUCCGGGAUUGAGCUUCACUGGUAGCGGUCUGGAACUAGAUUCAGGUAGCAGCGUAGGCGGAAGCCUGCCGAGUCCGGGUGCAGCUAGCUGUUCGUUGGACGCAGCCUCGAGCAGCACGUCGCCAUCUUGCGCGCUGAUGGAACACGCGCCGAGCCCAGCCGGGACAGUGUCGUCCGCUUCGGUAAAUUCCGUCCAACAAACCGGACCGGUCGGCGAACCACCACUGACGCAACGGGUCGGUGUACUACAGCAAAGGCUCGGGCUUCCCGGUGACUGUCAGCUGGAGUUCGUUAACGGCGGUCACGGGAUCAAGAAUCCGUUGGCGAUCGAGGGUCAGAGACAGGCGGCGGCUACCCGCGAGGAAGAGAGGGCAGCCCGACCUCCGCCUGGCAAGGACGACGAUCCGAACCGUUUCACGUGUCGCGUCUGCAGCAAAAACUUCAGCCUGCAACGGCUCCUGAACCGACACAUGAAAUGCCACAGCGACGUGAAGCGUUACCUGUGCACGUUCUGCGGCAAAGGUUUCAACGACACGUUCGACUUGAAGAGGCAUACCAGGACGCACACGGGCGUGCGACCGUACAAGUGCAACCUCUGCGAGAAGAGCUUCACGCAGAGAUGCUCCCUGGAAAGUCAUUGCCUUAAAGUUCACGGUGUUCAGCACCAGUAUGCCUACAAGGAGCGGCGUACAAAGGUUUACGUAUGCGAGGAGUGCGGUCACACGACGCAGGAGCCAGAGGUUCACUACCUCCACUUGAAGGACAAGCAUCCGUACAGCCCGGCGUUGCUAAAGUUCUACGAUAAGCGACACUUCAAGUUCACAAACAGCAAUUUCGCCAACAUGUUGCUCCAGGGUGGCCUGUUGCGACCGGACACACGGAAUACGGAGAGCUGCGUAAAGUCUGCCUCGAAAAGCCUCGAAGCGCCCCUUCGACGAGCCACGACGAUGUUGCAUUUGGGUCGGGCUACCAGCUCCUGAUGAACAGACCACACGUGGGGGCCAAACGGAGCUAGAUGACGGAGGACGAGGCGGAGAAGGAGGCUUCUAGGUGGCGUUGAUUUCGGCCACUCGACCGGAUCGCCGUCGGACGGAUCCCGGAAUAAACGCGUCGCGCGAAAAGUACCUGCAGGUGGGGCUGCCCUUCAACGGUGACACACACGAGAUGGCAUCGUGGCCCGAUGACGAUCGGGGGGAUAUUCACCGAGAAAUUCAGAGCGGAAUUCGUUGACAGCCGCGAGACGAUUCGGGGGCUGGAUCUUUGGGGAACCUUGGAACACCCACGGGGCACAGGGAAACACGGCCCUCGUGUACACGGCGGUUUCCUUGAUGUCAAGAAACGCGGUCAUUUCUCGCGUUACUUCUUACCGAUUCUAGGUAUAUAUGUAUAUGUACGUGUAUGUGUAUAGAAGCUAUGCUAUUUAGGUUACUAAACGGAAAUUAUCUGACAGGGCAGCCGGACGAUAUUCGGUGGUUUCGAAUCCUACACGCGACCCCAUGCUGUAUAAUAAUACUCUGAAUUUCGUAGAUAGUUUUGUCUUCGAAGUUUUGUAUCUUCUGUACACCAAGAUACGGUGCUGCGCGUAAUAUUACUGGACGAAACAUGGCUCAAUUUGUACGACAAACUUUUACGGGGCUGUAUUGUCUUCUGAAAACAUUUGUCUGUGGUUUUAGAGACAUAUGUAUACGUAUAGUCAACAAAAGUUCUGUAUGAGUUACCUG